This is a messenger RNA of Knipowitschia caucasica, 444 nucleotides long. Lineage: Eukaryota; Metazoa; Chordata; Actinopteri; Gobiiformes; Gobiidae. The record is from the annotation of a GenBank genome assembly.
AUGGCUGACUUUGACAGCAUAUUGAAGUUCUGGGGCCCAGUAGAGGCAGACUACACUGGCAUGGGAAGCCUGGUGCUUACCCGUCUUUUUACAGAGCACCCAGAGACCCAGAAGCUCUUUCCCAAAUUUGUGGAUAUUCCUCUGACAGAUUUGAGCAGUAACUCUGCCAUCGCUGCUCAUGGGGCUACGGUCUUGAAGAAACUGGGUGAGUUGCUCAAGGUCAGAGGAAACCAUGCGGCCAUCCUCAAACCUCUGGCCACGACACAUGCCAAUCAGCACAAGAUCUCCCUCCACAACUUUAAGCUGAUCACAGAGAUCAUUGUGAAGGUGAUGGAGGAAAAGGUGGCUCUGGAUACUGCUGGACAACAGGCUUUCAGGAACGUCAUGGCUGCUAUCAUCGCUGACAUUGAAGCACACUACAAAGACUUGGGAUUAGCUGGGUGA